Molecule: messenger RNA, 615 nt
Organism: Medioppia subpectinata
Lineage: Eukaryota; Metazoa; Arthropoda; Arachnida; Sarcoptiformes; Oppiidae
Source: the annotation of a GenBank genome assembly
UGGAUACUGACGGCCGCCCACUGUACUAAUGAAUGGCCCGACGAUUACACCGUUAACUCAAUAUUUGCUACAUUUGGUGAUGAAGAGGAAGGCAACCAAAUCUAUGUUAAUAUAUCUCAGCAUUAUUUGAAUGGUUUCAACAAGACCAAUUUCAAAGACGACAUCGCACUUUAUAAACUCGAUAGACCGCUCGACUUCAACGGUCGGGAUAGCUUUCUGGAGCCGAUAUGUCUGCCGCCCCGGGGGUUGAAUAUCCCGGCGGGCGCUAAGUGUACGGUCACGGGUUGGGGCGUCACAUCGACAAAUGGCACUGAAUCAAGAACAUUGCGCCAGGUACAAUUGCCUAUUGUGGACAAUGCUUUGUGCUCAUUGAAAUGGGAGCGCUAUUUAGACCCGCGACACAACUUUGCACCGGCUAUUUGUUUGGCGGCGAAGAUUUCUGGUGAUAGCGGUGGAUCGUUGAACUGCCAACUGGCCAAUGGUGCGUACGUCGCUCAGGGUAUUGUCUCGUUCACCGAUGCACGUGGUUGUGGUUUGGCCUUUUCACCCAGCGUGUUCACUCGAGUAGAACCGUACAUACCGUGGAUAGAAAGUGUGACCGGGCUCAAAUUUUAG